This is a messenger RNA of Topomyia yanbarensis, 11226 nucleotides long. RefSeq names its product insulin-like growth factor 1 receptor. NCBI's taxonomy places the organism in Eukaryota, Metazoa, Arthropoda, Insecta, Diptera, Culicidae. Gene Ontology annotation, molecular function: protein binding. The transcript has 6 exons. The coding region runs from base 7463 to 10438 and encodes 991 amino acids. The record is from RefSeq and is a predicted model, not a curated record.
UGCAUAAGCUUCUGUUUUCUUGUAAACUUAAUAAAAAGCGAGACGAGUUUACACGAUCCCUUAUCAGAUAGAGAAAAAGUAUACUAAAUGCCCGAGUCACCCAAACUCUUAUCCAACUCGACUCUCCGCGGUCCAGUUCGAAUUACCCUUUCUUUUAAAUUAGUUGAUUAUGUAAUUAGUUUUCUGCAGUGAAAAGUUCGCUUCGAGGUGUAGUAAAAUAUAGCAUGAAAUAAACACAGUAGGAGCUGGACACAUUCAGAACUAAAUAGAGGGUUAUGAGUUAUGGAAUUUAAUUCUGUCAAUUCAUUUAGAAAAAUUUUCUUGGAACGUAACACCAAUUGCGUACUCUUUACCAUCAAACUAUUUUUUACGACCUCGUACCAGAUUAUGCCUGUACAAAAGGUUCGAAUUGGUCCGAUGCAUAUUUUACAAUUCCCCCAUCGAUUAAAUAUAAACAGGUCAUAGUCUCGUCGGAAGCAAAAUUACAGAUAUUAUUCAGCCAAUCCACAAUCAAAGAGUACACAGACUAUAACUCACGGAAAUUUUCAAAUAAUCGAUUAAAACAACUUUCAUCUGUGUCUUAGAACAAAGAUCGCUAAGGCGCUUAGAAAAAAUCGCUUGGUCCAGAAUUUUACUUCUGCGCUUUCAACAUCAAGCACAGGGAAUUGAAUAUUCUCCUUAUCGAAGUUCUCUCAGGCGACUUCGCUAAGUACAUUCUCGGAUGUAGAAAAGAGAAAAAAGAUGGUAACUACAUCAAGGGAUAACAUGCGAUAUUAUUAGUCAACUAGGACUACAAAUUGUUCUGUUUCCCGACUGUUUUUAGUAUCCUGGAAACACAGAAUACAGAUUGGAUGUUUUCCUGAAAACUAAAUAAAUACUUCAUGUAAUGCGAAGACUUUUAAAAUGUGAUUGCUUUUGAUUUGUAUUUUUCUUAGCAAAGAAUAGUUUUGCGCAGAUGUUUAUUUACUGGACUAAAAAUCAUUGUUGUGCGAAGAAAAAAUGUAACUUAGGUCGUGCAGUCAUCUUCACGUCUGGCUGUAUCGAGUUGCCGCUCGACAGCCAUUCCUUGCGAGAUAAAAUUCUCACAUUGAUAGUUUUAAAGGAAAACUACAUGUGAAUGUAAGGUCGCUAGGACCAAGUAUAUACUCUUAUGUACAUUGUACUCACAUACUAUUCCUAAGCCUUAAGGCGGUAUGCACAAGAAAGUUCUUGUUUCCGAAACAGUGGUUUAAUGUUCAAGAGUGUAUAUAGAGCAACAGAAGGUGUUGUCGCCACCAGAACAAUCCACUGAAGAUGGUUUAAUUUUGACUGGAUUGUUGUGACUUCUCUCUUCUGCCACCACACAAAGCACCCGCAUACCAGUAUUGGUCUAAGAAUUGUUGUGUAGAUCCACUGAAUGUGCUUGGCUUUGAAUCCCCGUGCUUUGUCGAAAGUUCUGUAAAAUCGAUGUGAGCAAUGGAUGAAUUGAGUUUUGAGUCAAGAAUUACCCCAACAUGCUAAUUGAAGCGGGUGCUCGUCCAAGCUGUAUGCAGUGGUCGAUAAACGUUCUACUGAUUUGAGAAGGAAUGAGGUCAUAUUGGUCGAUCUAAAGCUCUUUAUCUCUUCAUAGGUAAUACGGCCACCUUUGGGAAUGAAUCUUGCAAUAUUCCCCGACACGCUUAUGGAAUGGAUUAUGUUGAAAGACUACUAAAACGAACUUUUAUCAAAAUAUGCUCGAAUAGUUCAUAUCUUCUUCUAAGUAGAGCUGGAAUGAUUCUAUCUGUUCCCGGAGAAGUGUAGGGAGCAAAACUUUCAAACGCCCAGUUGUUCGGUCCGAUAGUCACAAUUCUACGAGCAAUUGUCCAAGAAUCAGAACUACCUUGUUGAGUCGUGAGACAUUCGCGCAAGAGCUUUUCCAACCACUUCGCAUAGAUGAUCUAAAGGAAUUUCUGUAAGUUUUGCAGGUCGACACAAAUGCGUUCUACUCGUAUCGUGUAUGCGUCUGCAAGUCCAAGCUCUUCUAUAUAACUUUUUGAGUGUAGCAAGUUCGACAUUCCACAUCUAGAAGCACGCAUAACUCGAAGCGGUCGAAACGGUUGGUAUGCUGCUAGUAUAACUGAAAUCGGUUUUAUUCCAUGACCUGAUUCAAUCGUUGGAAAAUACUUAUGAAACCUAGUCGCCAAGCCUUCUUAGUAGAAGUUCCAAUUCGAUGAUUUGGUAUUACGAUAUGUGACGAUAUCUAGCGAGACGUUCGGAUGAUCAGACGAUGUAUUUAUGUUCGGAUAACGACGGUUUAAUCUCGUUUGGAAUGAGCCAGUUGACCACCUCAUGUGUAAUACCGUCAGAGCAAAGGGUUAUAUUUAAAAUCUCUACCCUGCCAGAUCGUGCAAAUGCUGGGCGAUUUCCUACAUUCAGUAUAUGUAGAUUUGUACUGUUUAAAUAUUCCAUCAAUUCAGUGUCUCUCAAAUUAAUAUCUGAGUAGAUUAUAUGGUGAGUAUUUUCAUCACCGCUGAUUAUGAGUGGAAACCCAUUUCUGUCACUGUAUGAUACAACUCUUUUGAAAUCAUCAGAAGGUGAUGAUUCAUUAUGCCGCAUUAUGCCUGUUUGUGUUGACAAUAGUCAUAUUGACUGUGAUAGCACACAUAUCGGCAGUGGUGAUAAGGUUGUAAAUAACACAUGCGUCAAUGGUUUUAUUCGCACGAUGCAUUUUACAUGGCUUUUGGAUGCCAUUUUCUUAAAAGCUACAAAGACGAAGUUAAGUUUCGGUUUUUAGGCGGAUUUUGUCCGUAGAAAGAUAAUAUACUGUUAUCAACUUCCUAAUGGAUCACAGUCGGCUUUACAAAUUUUAAUGAUUGAUCUGUUUAAAUUCUAUUUAUGAAUAUAAAUUUGAGUUGGAGCAUGUUUGUGCUAAUAGCUAGUGCUAUAAACUUUAUUGAGGUUUUAAAUUUCGUGAAAUAGGGUAAAGGCCGUAUUAGGGAGGGUACCGCACUAUUUCACUAAUCUUUCUGCAAUCGAUAGAAUUUGUAUAAAUUGACAUCAACAUCUUUGAGUAAAGCACAUUAUAUUUUACUCGGGGUGCCUGUUCAACCUAUUUUCAUUCAAAUUUCUAUCAUUCGUAGAUUCCUCAGAUAAUGUAGCCCAAUUUGAUGUAUAUUAGUCCAAUAUAUUAUCGAAAAAUCCGCGGUUCAUCCACUUUUUAGUGUAAUCUAAUCUGAAGCUGCCCUUAUUUAACAAAACGUUUUUACUUUCUCAACACCCCGGCGUUUUUAACCCUCAAAAAGGCAAGAUAAAAGUGUGACUUCAAGAAGUAUCGCUGAUAAGACCCAAUAAAAUCAAAUGUUUGUUUGUUGUCGUUUUAUCAGUGAGAGAAUCGAAAGCCCGAAAGCGCUCGAUCAGUUGUAUUUCAAAUUACAAGUUCAUUGAAAUUAGAGAACUGUAACGAGUCGGGCCUCUGAGACCCCUUGCCUUUUUUAGGGUUAAAGGGAAUUUUUUCGAUCGUUCGAAACAUCGGAUUUUUCGACAAAAUUUCGGACAUCAUAUUGCGUUAGUAUUGUCUGAGGAAUUCGAAAAUGAUAGAAUUUUGAAUAGAAAAAUGAGUUGCAAAAAUUUAUAAAAUUUCUUGAAAAAACUUAAUACAUUGAAGACCUGUUUUUAACUCUUGUGAAGGCAAGCUAAAAUCCCAACGCUAAAAGGCAAGCCGAUACCCCUUUACAGUAAAAGCAUGAAAAAUCCAAAGCAUAUUGAUCAAUUUUAUUCAGAAAUACAAACUUUUCGAGUGCAUGAAUUAUUUCUCUAUUCGAAUUUAUUGGGCAAUGUGGAAUAGAUUGUGAAAAAACAACAUAUAAGCGAAAACUGAAGGACUAGCAGAUUGUUUCAGAAUCUUUUAAAGGAUUCAAAAUUAAGCUUAUAUACGCAACUAAUUACAAUAGUUGCUAAUAAUAAAGUCCAAUUCUCAUAAAAAUACGAAUCUCCGAUGAAUACCAUUGAGCUAGAGUAAGCUAGAGUAAGCAAGCGCUAAAAUAUGUAAAUAAAUAAUUAUCACUUUUCGAAUAUGGCGAGCCAUAUCUUGAUUUACUACAGGCUGAAAAUGGAGAACUUUGUAUUCCGAAAAUGUUCGUUCACUCCUUUACCUGGCAAGAAAAAAUCAAUAUUAUGGCAAUUACAAACUAGUUCGGAUGCUUCUGAUUUACUCACAAGAAUUUUUAAGCUUGUAAGCAAAAAUAUAUGAAAUAUCGGCAAUAGAAACAAUAGAUUCAGUAAAACAUGUCAGUAUCAUCUUAUGUAGCUUAAAAAACUCACAUGUAUAGCUGAAGGUGAAAGGAUUAACAUUGCAGAAGACUGCAAAUUGAUCGACUUUGAGGUAAAAAGACACCAAUAUCAAUUCUUCAAAAGGGCUAAUGAGAUUUUUGUAAACAAACCUAUUUCACUCAUUAUUCCGCUAUCGAGUUGAAUUUCAUGAAAGAUACACAUGAAUUAACAUCUUUACCCUUGGUAGAAUCAAUUUCCAAUGUCUUCUAUGUUGAAAUCAUAACAAAUUAAGAGAAAUCAGCAAAACAAAAGUUUGUUCACAAAUCUUAUUAGCCCUAUUCAAAUGUUGAUAUGGAUAUUGUAAUAUAAUGUUAAAUGCUGCCUCUUUCUCGCACAUGCUUAGAAUAGGACAUUUUCAAAAAUUCUUCUUAUAUUCGAAGUUAAAUAACUUUGUCCGGCAAGUUUUGAGGUAUGCAGAGUAGCUGGGAUUUUUUUUCUGAAUUUUGAUUUCUUGUUUCCAAUUUCCCAUAAGUUUCUAUGGUCAAAUAUAGAAACUUCAAAACUCUUGUGAGUGAACUAGAGCUAUAGGAAAAAGCUCAUUAGUGGCAUAUGGUUUGUAGUGCUAACUAACACACACAAUAUUUGAAGCAUAUUAUAAUAUGUCGUGAAUAUUAAAACGGCCAAGCCUACUGUGCAGAGUUGGGUUUGAAGAUGUUUCAAUAUUAUACGGUAAUUGAAUUAUUCAUUUAAUGAAUAAUUCAACCAACGAAUCGUUUUGAAACUUGGAUGAGGAAGAAACGAGGACAACCGUACCGACCGUUUUAGUUUAUAGGAGGUUAGAAUGAAACGUUGGGAGUGACUUUGCUAAGAAGAUUAAUGUCACUCCUUUGGUCCUUUGGGAUGGGACAGAGGUAUUUACACCUUGCCCGGGCUCAUUAAGCCUAGGUUAAAGCGCCUUUACUCGCUCUCCGCCAAACUAAUGCUGACUUCGGUUCUAGAAACGAGUCGCUCUAGGCUCGCUCUUAUAUGUAUUAACAAGAUAGGCUCCCUUGCCUUUUGUGCAUGUAAAAACUUUAUACGAAUCUUUGAAGCACACCAUAUGUGAUAUUUUCGUAAUAUCUUACUUUUUCAAUGAAUUUUAGCGUCAGUUAUUGGAAUUUCAUGCCUAAGCUCUUACUGCAUACAUAACGUUUUGUAACUAAGAAAUCGAUAUCCGCCGGGUCUGGAAGACCCGCGUGCUUUUUUGAGGGUUAAUCAGCUCCUUGGUGUAUUUUCGGCUGGCAAAAUGUGAACAUCGCAAAUUUGGGAUAUAUAUUUAUCUUUUUUAUUACUAAAUCGAAGCUGUUAAUAUAUUCUUAUUUAGUCCCUAGACACAAUCUCAUAGCCUUUUCUGGUUAUUUAGUACAAAUUUCCACCAACCUUUGAAAACGCAAAGCAUUUUUUUUAAAUUUUGUGAAAAUUGUGACUUUUGCCAUGUUGUUUUCAAACAAGAUUGCGCAUUUAAGAGGAAUUUUAAAAAAUGUAUUUUUUUUUGUUUUUGCUUGUUUUGCAUCUUUAUGUUAAGAAAUGCAACCUCAAGAAAGGAUUUACACGAAUAUACUUUGUUUCGUCUGCUAGAGCCCAUUGAACAUAUUUUCAUAUGAGGCAGACAAUAUCGGGCCUUCUUCUUCUAGUUCUAGCUAUUUUCCGUAAGUCUGUUUCCGCUGCGGGGCUAAACACCGACGCCAGCGAGGUGGCCUCCCAUUAUCUGGACUAUGUAUCAACCCACCAAUUCAUGAACCGGGGAUUAACGGCUUUUCUUCCUUUCCGAAGGAAGUCGUGACGACAGAUUUUUUUCACCUCAGAAAAAUCUCAACGACCUCGGUUCGGAUUGAACCAAGGCCAACUGGGGUGAGUGGUGGUCACGCUUACCACUCAACCACCGGCGCCGUCUAGAAUCGGAUCAAAAAGCUGACAAAAUCUGGGGUUGACAAAAUCGGGGGGUCGAUAAAAUUGGGGGCUGACAAAUUCGGAGGUUGAUCAAAUCGGAUCUUCACCGUAUAGCCCUAGGCAUACCGUAAAGCGCGUCUCCUACUCUUAAUUAGUUUUGUUGCAGAUAUAACUUUUUUAUUUCAUUUUCAAGGUAAAAUUUAAAUAUUUUUCAAGGUGUUACAAACUAAAAAUAUAUACACGAUUUUAAACCUCUCCUAAAACCCUUUUAGAAAAAUUUAACGGAAGUUGAUAUCAAGUUAGACCCGAAUUAGAGUGAUUUCCCUGUUUUUCCGGAUAUAUUCUCAAUACCCGUUUUACCCAAAUAAGAAGCUGAUAUUAAGUCAAAGUCCAUUCCACGUAUGCAGAAACGAACGUUGAAACUUUCAUUGAAUUAGGAGCACAUCAAUGCGAGUAGCGACACACUAGCUGAUAGCAAAUUCGUAUUUGCUGGAACUGGACUAAAUUUUUAGUAUAACUAUUAGAUGGCCAAAAUGAUUUUUUUGUAAAAAUCAAUUCAUUAAAAAAGGGUAAUAGGAUGAUCUUUUCUACGCAGUUUUGAACAUUUCAAAGCUAACAUAUUUUGGAAUUUUCACAUUAUUGUAGAUGGCUGUUCGACUGAAGUGGACAAACAUCGCUUAAAGAAAACAUUGUUUAUAUUUAAAAUGACUACUAUGCACGAAAGCACUGUGAGAAUAUAAGCUUUUUCAGAACGCUUAUAGCAUUCUAUAGUUCCCUACAACAAGGUACGACGUUGUAUUCCGUGCACCACGUUUGACAUUAUUAUCGAUGAACCGCAGGGGCGACAAGUUUAAUUCAAUUAGAGACCGUGCCGAGCGCAGUGAAACGCAGGAAAAGACGCGUUCGACGUGCACGUAAUUGCUUCUCGAUUCACUUAAGAACAAACGACACCAUCCACGGCCCCGGUGCGCUGGUUUGCUCGGUCAGGCACACCUCUCUGAUGCCUGAUCUCGCCAGUUCAGUGGUGACCGCAGUGAUGCAAUGAUCGCAGAGUGGCAAUUUUUUCAUUAAUUUGUUAGUAAAAUUUCACACAACACACUUACCUCACAGCAAAAGCAGAAGUAAAGAAGGAUAGUUUUCUAUUAGUGUAAAGUGGAAUCUAGUUUUUGCGGCGUAAGUUCACGAAAACAUAAAAUGCGAAACGCAUUGAAGAGCAAGUGAUCGGUAAAUCAAAAAGCAUAAAGAACGUUGAACGAAAGUUAAUAUUUAAGUGUAGUUAGUGCAGAGGUCGAAGAAAAAUCUUACUAUGCGAAAGAUUCUCCUUAAAAGCCACAUUUAUGUGAUAUUCUUUGUCACGAUGCCACUCAUAAUACCAAAUCGUUAUUGGCGUGACUGGAACUCGGUCAUGGCUGAGGAACAGCAAAACGCUGUCGAAGAAUAUGCUGACGACGAUGACCGUUUCUGCAGGAAUGUUGAUAUUCGGAAUAAUCUGCUGCGGUUGAAUAACAUAAAAAACUGUACGGUCAUUACCGGCUUUUUGCAGCUAGUGUUGAUUGAACGCAUCCCGCCGCAAGAGUUUGCCAAGUUUCAGUUCCCAAAUCUAAGAGAAGUGACUGGAUUUGUUCUAUUCUUCCGAGUGUUCAAUCUCAUCUCGUUGCGGGAUCUGUUUCCAAAUUUGAUGGUAAUUCGCGGCCAGGAGCUGAUCGGAAAUUACGCAUUGAUAUUCUACGAUUUACCACAACUGCAAGAGAUUGGUUUGAAAAGUUUGAUUGCCAUACAGCGAGGUUUCGUUUACACACAGUACUGUCCAUUGCUCUGUCAUACAGAUACGAUAGAUUGGAUGAGCAUAACACACAUGUCGAACAAGACGCGCGACCAGAACCGUUUCGACAAACCGGCUGCUGUAUGCAAUAAGGCCGAAGUGUGCCGAGGAUGCCCUCGAAAGUUUUGUUGGGGUAGUCAGAGUUGUCAAAAGUAUCACACGGGUUACGAUUUCACAGGUACCAUCAAAUGUGACGCCCAAUGCAUUGGAGGUUGUACCAGUAGAAAGGACACUGGCUGUCGAGUAUGUCGCGGUCCAAAGGAUGGGAAACGAUGCGUGGAAAAGUGCACUCGAGGGAAAGUGCUGUUCCACGAAACACAACGUUGCAUCACUAAGCAGAAAUGUGUCGAGCGCGGCGGGCUGGAGUACAAUGGGGAGUGUGUGGCUGAGUGUCCGGCCGGAUACAGUGCGACUAAUGUGAACCAGGCGGAUGUAGACUUCUCGAACCACACAUGCUACCCAUGUCGGGAUCGUUGUCCCAAAAUUUGCGAAGGUAUGCAAGUAAUGUAUCUCUCAGAUGCCGAGCGGUUGGAGGGGUGUACGAUAAUCAACGGGACACUGCAGAUACGAAUGGUCGAAGAUCAUCCGAAUCUGAUGGGUGAGCUGAGGAUGAAACUGGGUAGUAUAGAGGAAAUUAUCGGUUAUUUGAAGGUUUACCGUUCUAAUGCUUUGCCGUCUUUGGAAUUUUUGGAAAAUCUCGAAACUAUUCACGGCCAAUUGGAGCUAGGACAUGGAAAUUAUUCAUUGAUGGUUUAUGAAAAUUCAAAUCUACAGAGAUUGUGGAAUUAUGAGUACAAAACGUCGUUGAAAUUGUUGAGCGGUAGUAUGUAUUUUGUAUACAAUCCGUUGCUUUGUGUUGCUCAAAUAGAACUGUUGCAAAAGAUUACAUCCUAUAACAAUACAAAUGACUUGGUUAACAUCGAUUCAAAUGGCUUCAUGCAAUCUUGUAAUGUUGUUAGUAUUACGGUUAAGUCAGAAGUGCUGUCUAGCAGAAAUGCAACAAUUUACUGGACCAAAUAUAACACCGCUCCUCAGCAGCAACUAGUGGGAUACGUUAUUUACUUCACUCCGUCGGAAAAGGAAAGAUCUCCGUAUGACGGCAGGGAUGUCUGUUCUGAGUAUAGUUGGCAGUCUAAGUUGGUUCGACUGAGAGAAACGAAGUUUGAAGCUAAUAUGCUUUCAUAUAAUUUAACUGGGCUGAAACCACUUACCAGAUAUGCUUACUAUAUAAAAACAUACGUUGCAGACAACAGUCAUAAUAUUACAGAAAGACGUAUAGGAAAAUCUGAUGUUCACUACUUCAUGACAAAAAUCGCCAAACCAACUCCUCCGUUGAAGGUGUACACUAUUAGAAAAACAGAUCAUUCGAUAACAUUUGCCUGGAAGAUUUUGAAAGCGGAGAUCAACCUUGUGCUACGACUUCACGUGGACGUUUUUAUCCAGCCGGAUGAUCAUCAUAUAUUGGAUCAACGCGAUUAUUGCAUCUAUCCUCGGACCGUAGAGGAUAGGUUUCAAUAUGGUGAAACGUGUAGUGCCGAAAUAUGUUGUUCAGAAGAUGAAGUUCUUUCAGACGUUCCCGAUAUCUCUGAUACAGAAAGUGAUAUAUUUGAACGACGCAAACGUUCUCUGACUGAGACUCCGAUAGGAGCCGAUACCGAAGAUCAUAUUUCAGAUAAUUUUCAAGCGAAAAUGUUCUUUCUUACCGAUACUACUUCUUCCAAUCCAACUAUUUCUAAACGUCGUCGAAAACGUGAAACCGAGGAUCUAAGAAAUCGCGUUUAUUUCCACAAUUUUCACGCCGAUAACAAAGAAUUCACCGUUUCAAAUUUACUACCGUACACUUACUAUACAUUCCAACUAUUCGCUUGCAGUGCCAAGGAGUUCGCUUACUGCAGCCCAUACAGUAUAUAUUCCGAUCGAACAGAACCUUCAGUAACUGCCGGUCAAUUAAGCGUAGUCGUUAGUAAACAGUUGAAUAGUGCCUCCUCAAGAGAUCCAAAUUCAAUCACUAUCAGUUUUCGAGAGCCGGAAACAGUGAACGGAGCUACCGUAGCCUUUAACGUUGAAAUUAAAUCUUUCAACAUACCAAUCCCAUUUUUUCGCCAUGAUUGCGUCACUAGGUUGCAACACGAACGGGCAGGUUAUAGGUACGUUUUUCACAACUUAUCGGUAGGAGAAUAUGCCGUAAGAGCCCAAGUGGUUUCACUGGCCGGUCCCGGGCCGUUCAGCGAUUGGUAUUUUGCACAGGUUGCACCAAGAGAAGAACGGACAGAGGAUAAUUCGCUGCGUAAUGGUUUCAUAAUAUUUGCGGUGCUGCUCAGUUUCACUGCGACUGCGAUCAUGUCCUAUGUUCUGUAUCACAAAUUUAAAAUCCACCAAGACGAUACGAUACCGCUGGUCGAAAACGAUGAAAAUGCAUUAGAAGUUGAGGAGGGUUUCGUCGAUUGUGCACUUCGGUAACUAGAUGGGAAGAGAGCCGCUAUUUUUUCUGUAUCGAAACCGUCCAGUAGCCCAGUCGUAGUUUUAGUAUUAGGGGCCAUGCAUAAAUGACGGAGCAUUUUGGGGGGUAGGGAGGGUAUACCAAAUUUGUGACGAAGUGUGACGAGGGGGAGGGUAGGGUCAAAAGUUGUGCGACGUAGCAUUAAGUUUAAGACCCAUUGUUUACAGACAACAAUUUAAUGAUACUCCAUUCCCAAGAGAAAUAAAUUUGAAUUCAUGCGGUUUUUCAUGAGGUAAAUUCGGUUGAUGCGGUUUUUCAUGAGGUAAAUUCGCGGAAUUACAAGUUCGUAAAAAAACGAAAUGAUUUUGUAUGCGGAUUUAACUUGCUACAUUAGUUAGCUAAUGUUGCUAACUAGUAGACUUAGUUUGGAAGCUGAAUUAAAUUUUGACUUCGGAUUCAACUAAACAAAAUUUUGGUAAUUUAGAUGAACGUAUGCUUCUCAGAAUCAUUGGCAGCUGCAGGAUUGUGAACUGAGAGAACUUCUCUGCAUACUCCCCUUGACAUAUAAAAUUCAAAACAAAACUAUGAACACUAUAUUUGUCAUGAAAUGGCCUUAUUUUGCACGCAAUUUGCUGUUAUAAUGAAAAUAUUGAUAAAAGUCGUCAAACAUUUUAAAAGGACAUGUAUUUAAAAUAAUGGAAAAACAUAUAUAUUUUCAUCCCCGGCCGCUUUGCAUGGGACUAGGGGGAGGGGGUAGGUAAAUGCUACGUUAUUUACGAGGGAGAGGUUAGAAUUUUGUGACCAAAUG